Entelurus aequoreus (snake pipefish) is the source of this 3904-nucleotide messenger RNA. RefSeq names its product sideroflexin 3 (gene sfxn3). The transcript has 11 exons. NCBI's taxonomy places the organism in Eukaryota, Metazoa, Chordata, Actinopteri, Syngnathiformes, Syngnathidae. Gene Ontology annotation, molecular function: monoatomic ion transmembrane transporter activity. The record is from RefSeq and is a predicted model, not a curated record. The coding region runs from base 95 to 1063 and encodes 322 amino acids. Gene Ontology annotation, cellular component: mitochondrial inner membrane. Gene Ontology annotation, biological process: serine import into mitochondrion; monoatomic ion transport.
AGACACGUGAAGGCAGCACAGGUCCACCACCCACCGGUGCAGUGAUAUUGAGAGGUCAAUCGUCUUCCAAUUUAAAGCUGAACAGGAAUCCAAGAUGUCUGGAGAGCUGUCCCUCAACAUUAAUAUCAAAGAGCCACGAUGGGACCAGGGAACAUUCAUGGGUCGAGCUCAGCACUUCUUCAAGGUCACGGAUCCCAGGACUGUCCUCCUGUCCUCCGAGACUCUGGAUGAGGCCAGAGUGAUUGUGGAGAACUACAGAUCUGGGAUUGUGACGCCGGGCUUGACGGAGGAUCAGUUGUGGAGGGCCAAGUACGUAUACGACUCUGCCUUCCACCCCGACACCGGGGAGAAGAUGUUCGUGAUUGGCCGGAUGUCUGCUCAGGUGCCCAUGAACAUGUCCAUCACUGGCUGCAUGCUCACCUUCUACAGGACAACUCCGGCUGUGGUGUUCUGGCAGUGGGUUAACCAGUCCUUCAACGCCGUGGUCAACUACACAAACCGCAGUGGAGACGCGCCCAUCACUGUUAAUCAGCUUGGUGCAGCCUAUGUGAGUGCUACUACCGGUGCUGUGGUCACAGCCCUGGGACUCAAGUCUCUGGCCACGCGUCUGCCGCCAAUCGCCAGCCGCUUUGUGCCUUUCGCUGCCGUGGCCGCCGCUAACUGUAUCAACAUUCCUUUCAUGAGACAGAGGGAGUUGAAAUACGGCAUUCCCGUGACAGACGAGAAUGGAAACAGGUUAGGAGAGAGUGUCAGUGCGGCCCAGCAGGCAAUCAUGCAGGUGGUGGUGUCCAGGAUUGGCAUGGCAGUGCCAGCCAUGGCUAUCCCACCCGUCAUAAUGAAUGCUCUGGAAAAGCGAGCUUUCAUGAAGCGCUUCCCAAUUCUAAACGCUCCCGUCCAGGUGGGGCUUGUAGGCCUGUGCCUGGUGUUUGCCACGCCUUUGUGCUGCGCCCUGUUUCCACAAAAGAGCUCUAUGCGCGUGAGCGGCCUGGAGGCGGAGCUUCAGGAAAAGAUACAGCAAAGCAGCCCGGGCACCAGCGUGGUCUACUUCAACAAGGGCCUGUAGGACCAGGACACGCGCACAAGUGUACGGUACGAGCAAUAUGGUUUGUGCUUUUGAAGUUCAUCCCAAGGAGUCAAGCAAUCACAGUAGGCUGGAUGUUCCUAACCUAACUGAUGUAUUUUGUAUAGAGCAAACUGAUUGACCUUGAAUGUACCAUCACACAUUGAUUGACCAUAUUAGUUGUACAGCAUUAUUGAUUUUAGUCAGAUGUCAACCAUUUUCCUCCCUGAUCAACUGCUGCACCUUCUUCCUUUUUUUUUUUUUUUUAAAGUGUACUCACACACCCUUUGUAGUCAAAUAGUUACAAUACCACUUAUCAGCUUCAACUUUUACCUUGCUGUAAUUCGGCACUUUUUUUUUUUUUUUUAAACACAGGCCUACCGUUGUGAUCGUAAUCUACUUAAAAUGUUAAAUAAGUCUGACUUAUACACUGUAACUCUGCACUUGUCCUACGUAAUAAUUACAUGAAUCACAACAACGCAACAUUGUGGGGACCGGAGGACAAAUGUAAGCAAAUUUUAACAUUUGAACAGGAACUUCACGCUAGGUUAGCCAUUUUGCUCACACCUUUGUAUAUUUGAUCCAGGCUGUAUUUUAAGAUGUCUAGCAAAGCCUGCCUUUUUUUUUUUUUUUUACAAAAUUGCAAUUAGUCUGACAUUUGGUGGUCCUAAACAGGCGACAGGGACAGACAUUACUUUUAAAAGCUCAUUAAAAAGUCAAUUUAGCAAAUUAAGGGUACUUAAGUCAAUCGUACCCAAGACACUGCCUUGUUUCAAACCAGUACAACCUACUUAGAACAAAAAGAAAAAUUAGAUUUUUAGACAAAUAUACAUAUACCUAUAAUUUUAAUUAUGUGCGUGACAAUGGUGUGCAACAUGGAUUCUACAUGAAUUGAUGUAACUGAUAGACUGGACAUGUAGCUUUAUUUCAAGAGAUAUGUAAAAGGCGUGAAGUAAGAAACAUGUUUGAGUGUGGUCUUUUUGCUGUGUUGGCUAUUACAGGGUUGUUCUGCUCUUCAGCUAAGCUUUUUAUGUUUAUACGUGUGUCAUACUAUACCGUAAUUUCCGGACUAUAAGCCGCUACUUUUUCCCCUCGUUCUGGUCCCUGCGGCUUAUACAAGGGUGCGGCUUAUUUACGGCCUGUUCUCCGACACCGACGAAGAGGAUUUCGGUGGUUUUAGUACGCAGGAGGAAGACGAUGACACAAUGAUUAAAGACUGACUUUUCAUAUACCGGUAGGCUGGUUAUUUUGAUAACGUACAGGCGAGCACUUUGUAUUACUUUGCACCGUUGUAUUAUUUGUACUCUGCACGAAUGCUGUUUGCCAUGUCAAAGAUGUGAAAGUUUGAUUGAAUGAUUGAAAGAUUUGUUAAUAAAUGGGACGCUUUGCGUUCCCAAACAGUCAUCAAUGUCCCGACAAUUCCCUCCGUGGUAGCAGGAACCCCUAUAUACUACGGUAAUUACACAUCAAAACCCUGCGGCUUAUAGUCGGGUGCGGCUUAUAUAUGGAGCAAUCUGUAUUUUCCCCUAAAUUUAGCUGGUGCGGCUUAUAGUCCGGAAAUUACGGUAUUUGCUUGGAUGUAUUUAGACUAUAUAAAAUGUAUUUUAUGGUAAAGGGGGGGUUGUGCCUCUGAAAGCACCAGCUGGGCCUGAAGAGGAAGUUUCUCGUGUUUAGGGUCUUUUUUCUUUUUUUAUCAACUUGGUUUAUGUAGUCCAGUCUUUAGAUUUCCAAAGUCUGUUUUUCCCACAGCCAUGCAAGCUCAUUGGAAUUAAAACACUGAAGUAUUUUUUUUUUUUUUUUUUUUUUAAAUGGUUUCAUUCCAAAGUGAUAGCAAUUUUAUAUUUUGGAAAUUACUCAUGACACAGCAAUUCAGUGUUUCAUUCUACUACAUGCUCUCUGUUACUUUCAUUCAAUCUAGGUAAUGUAUAUCCUGCUGCAAUGGUAAAAUAUUGAUUGUACUUGCCAAGUGUGCUAGAUUAUGAACAGUUUUUAAAUUUUCCUGAGGGAACUCUCCUGAAGGAAUCAAAGUACUAUAUGUGUGUUACUGCGGGUACAAGAACACACUGGAACAAUCUCAUCUGUUCUGAAAGAGUAAUGAAACUCAGCACUUCAGUUACAUUAAAUGUAUCCAAUAAUGGAAAGUACCAUUUGCUCAGGACUAGAAAGACUUAAGUUUGUCCUUACCUAUGAAGGUUCUCAUUCAUUCAGGGCAUUAAACCAUUCACAACUGGACUGCUUGGUUUGUCUUGGGAGACAUUUCGCCGCUCAUCCUAGUAGGCUUCAUCAGUUCGGACUGGUAGUAUUCGAUUCACAGCGAUCGUUCUGCCACCCAAUACCUCAAUGCUAACGAGGAGAAUUUACAUUGACUGGUUGCUUUGACAGUUAGGAUUGUCCGUUUGCAUUGAGUUUUUUUCUCACUACAUUCGGGCAAAACCAUCCAUGCCCAGACACUCUCCUGGUUUUUGGAUUAUAAAUAUUUGGGGUUUUGGCACCAACCGUUGGACUUGAUCUGACCAAUCUAAGUCUAUGAGCACGAACUGAUUAAGCCUACUCGAAUGAGCGGUGAAACGUCUAAGACAAACCAAGCAGUCCAGUUGCGAACGAUUGAACGCCCAGAGAUGACUUAAGUUUAUUAGCUUAAAUUUGUCUUUAUGCAUAGGUGGUGUUAGUCAAACCUCACGAAUUGUUUAGCAUGAAUAAAAAUAAAAAAGCACAAAUGUUAAGACAAUCCGUACGAUUACACUCCAUGAAUGUUUUCACCUUCAUGUAAACACUGUCAGUAUUGGUGCUGUGUACUCUUCCCGUUUUGUGUUAUGGAUUAAAUAUGACUUGGAAAUCCAAAAA